GAAAGACGUGGGGAGGCGCUUGUACUGGUACGGGCUUUUGCUUACAGUCUUCGCAGGAAUACGAAAGGCCAGUGAAAUGUAAUAAGAUAUAUCAAUAUUUAUGAACAUAAGAAAUAAAAAGCAAGAGAAAGAACUUAAUAAAAGCGACCAUCAAGUCAAGCCGCAAGCGACGUUUACAAGACCGAGAGAUUAAUCACAGAAAACGGGAAACCCAAACAAAAAAGACUCGAGUGACUCUGGCAGAUAAAAAAAAAGAGAAAAGAAAAGAAAAGAGAAAAACAACAUGGUGAGAAGCGCGAGGCUCUUCCGCCGGACGUAGAAACAAAAGCGAAGCGAGAGCGCCCCUCGAGAGAGAAGCCCCAUGGCCGCCAGCUGAGCGCGUGGCCGCCGGCUGAGAAAUCUUGGGCUUCGGGAAUUGGAAUCUCGGAAUGAGGAGGAAUUCCACGCUCGUUUCGCCGUCGCCGUUGCAGGCGCUGUACCUGCCAGAGGAGGUCAACUUCUGGACGAUGGCGAUCGUGGCGGUGGGCACGGGCUUCAUCCUCAUCGUCGCCGUCUCCAUCUACCUCAUCUGCCAGACGCGGCUGGAGCGGCCCCUCCCGGUGCGGCACCACAGGACGGUGCGGCACAUCAGCCAGGGCCCCGACGCUGUUCCCCUGGCGCGCCCCUUCGCUGGCGACCUGAAGGAGGGCGAGUUCCACGCCUCCUCGUUCGACCUGCGCCCCUCCUCGUAGCUCCCGGGCGCCCUCGCGCGGGCGCAUGGGCGGGGGCCGCGGUCGCAGGGGCGGGGGAGAGGAGCCUGGUGUUUUCUCCUUCGGUGUCCGUCGCCUUCUGUCAACAGGAGGUCGCUUUCCAGGGUCUAUGGAUCAAAGUCGUCCUCUGUAGCUUCCAUGGCUCGUAUCACUUUCCCUGAAAACACGGGGUCAUUUCCCUCUAAAAGGGUUCGGAGGAAACUCGCGAUGGCACGAAAUGUCAACAACAGGAGCGGCCCUUUGUCAGCGCAGGAAGUUGCUCGUUGCAUUGUGCGCGCUUUCAAUCCCAUUAGACUGGAGUCAGUGAAGGUAGAACUGGAAAUCCGCCUUGGCUGAGUAAAUUCAAGUCGUUUGAAGAGGAAUAAUGUAAUCAUAAUGUAUGAUGUAAAUGGAAGAAAAGUGUAUCAAACAUAA
Messenger RNA from Penaeus chinensis, 1163 nucleotides. RefSeq lists its product as uncharacterized. The record is from RefSeq and is a predicted model, not a curated record. The transcript is spliced from 4 exons. The coding region runs from base 429 to 731 and encodes 100 amino acids. NCBI's taxonomy places the organism in Eukaryota, Metazoa, Arthropoda, Malacostraca, Decapoda, Penaeidae.